Anastrepha obliqua is the source of this 1847-nucleotide messenger RNA. Its product is annotated as lanC-like protein 3 homolog. NCBI's taxonomy places the organism in Eukaryota, Metazoa, Arthropoda, Insecta, Diptera, Tephritidae. Gene Ontology annotation, biological process: carbohydrate metabolic process; peptide modification. Gene Ontology annotation, cellular component: plasma membrane. The coding region runs from base 140 to 1399 and encodes 419 amino acids. The transcript is spliced from 2 exons. The record is from RefSeq and is a predicted model, not a curated record.
AGAAAAGACGACCGGCUAAAAGUGGGCAAUUAAAUAAAAUAUUUAAAAUAUUGCUAGUUGAAAGCAUAUUUAUCGAACUUCCGCAAAUAAUUGCAAUAAGCGAAAAUACACUUAAGGAUUCAAUUUGUCUGAGGCAAAAAUGGAGAAGCGAUAUUUGGAAAACCCAUUUCCUGACUUCGUCAGUGUGGAAAGUACCCCCUUGGUGUUGGAUGAAGAGCACGUUAAGAAUCUUAUUUGCACUUAUGUUGACGCAAUUAUGGAAACUUGCCAACCAGGUAAUGCGGAUGAAGACCAUCGCGGUGAUUUAUACGUUGGAAAUGCCGGGAUCGCCUUUAUGUUCUGGAAGAUGUCAAGAUCUGAGAAGGCACGAGAGCUGUAUCCAGCACUUGAACAUGCUGAGACUUUUAUACGUAAUGCGAAAUGUAAUGCAGAUCGAUACAAAAAACGUUCAGCAGAAAGGUAUUCAUUCUUGUGCGGCAAUGCGGGAAUUUUCGCUGUGUCCGCUGCUAUAUCGCAUGAUUUGAAACAUAUGGAAGAGUUGUCUAAUGAUUUAACAAACUUUAAAGCAGGUAUACCUUCCAGCAAAGAAUUUAUGCAUACCAAAUACGGCUGCGAUGAAGUUUUAGUGGGCCGAGCUGGCUUCCUUUCUGGGUGUUACUGGCUUAAUGAUGUCCUUUGUGAGAAAAAAAUUACAGACGAUGAUAUAAUAUCCAUUUGCCAAAUGAUUAUUAACAGCGGCAGAGAGUACGCCAAAAAGACCAAAGCCCCAUUACCGCUAAUGUAUCAAUACCAUGGCACGGAGUAUCUGGGAGCAGCACAUGGCCUAUGCGCUAUUCUGCACAUGUUGUUAGAUAGUCCGUGGUUUCGCACAGAUCCCAUAUCUGCUCCUAGCGCAGAAUUACGUGACAUAAAACGGUCGAUCGAUUUUUUUCUAACACUGCAAGACUCUGAAGGUAAUUUCCCUGUGGCACUGGAAGAUCUAAAAAGUGGUCGGGAGAAACGUUUAGUGCAUUGGUGUCAUGGAGCGUCAGGUGCUGUAUAUUUGCUUGCUAAAGCGUAUCUUAUUUUUAAGGAGGAUAAAUAUCUACAAGCAUUGCGCCGUUCUGGUGACUUGGUGUGGAAAAAGGGUUUCUUACGCAAGGGUCCAGGUAUUUGUCAUGGUGUCUCUGGAAAUGGUUACGUCUUUUUACUGUUAUAUCGCUUAACUAAUGAACCUAAAUACUAUUAUCGAGCUAUCAAAUAUAUGGAAUUGUUGACUGACUCAGAAUUCAAGCAUCGCGCACGUACACCUGACCGGCCACAUAGCUUAUAUGAAGGUGUAGCUGGGACAGUGUGCUUCUUAAUAGAUUUGCUUGAGCCGGAGGAAGCCAGUUUUCCAUUUAUGGACGUUUUUCACUAAGCGUUUCACUGUUGAAAAUUUUGAUGGAAAUGAAUUUGUAAUAGUAUCUCAGAUACUAUAUUGACCAAACACGCGCAACAGCGGUGUUUAUUUGUAAAACAUAUCAGGGAAUACUCAAGUGUCAGAUAUAUUUUAUCCACAAAAUUAUAACUUGUAUUACCCUAAAGAGUUUUUGAGUUCGUUCAAACAAGUCUAUUCUAUGAACAUCAAAAUUGAGUACAAUAUCUUUUGCAAGUGGGUAUUUGACCAUUAAAAGCAUACAAUUGUAGGAUAAUCCACAAUUUUUUCGAAAUGGAAUUACCUUAUACUCUAUAAAUAAAAUAUCAUAUGCAUAUAUACUUAAAAAUACUUAAAUUAUUUGUAAAAAAAUAAUUGAUAACCAAUAUUUUUAUUAUAUUUACUGUCACGGUUAAAUUUAAAAAUAAAAGCAGUUAAUAUUUAUGAAUAA